Messenger RNA from Striga hermonthica, 273 nucleotides. NCBI's taxonomy places the organism in Eukaryota, Viridiplantae, Streptophyta, Magnoliopsida, Lamiales, Orobanchaceae. The record is from the annotation of a GenBank genome assembly.
AUGGCAACUGAUAAAAGUCUCCCAAACGAGAAAAUGGUAUCAUCUCAGCCUCAGGCUUCUUGCCGGAAAAAGAAGAGCGAGAGUGCCACUUUCUUGGAAGACGUGAAAGACCACAUCGACGAGUUCUUACACGCUUCUAUGGACGAACACAAAACUUGCUUCGAGAAGACAAUUAAGAAGAUGUUCAGCAUGUCGAAAAUUGUUGCGGAAAGAAGUUCCGAUACAAAGGAAGUGGAAAGCAUUCUCCCUCUUCAGACGACAGUAGCCAAGUAA